Messenger RNA from Anguilla anguilla (European eel), 7206 nucleotides. RefSeq names its product zinc finger CCCH-type containing 12B (gene zc3h12b). The record is from RefSeq and is a predicted model, not a curated record. Bases 716 to 3607 code for a protein of 963 amino acids. The transcript has 6 exons. Gene Ontology annotation, cellular component: cytoplasmic ribonucleoprotein granule; nucleus. Gene Ontology annotation, molecular function: RNA endonuclease activity; mRNA binding; metal ion binding. NCBI's taxonomy places the organism in Eukaryota, Metazoa, Chordata, Actinopteri, Anguilliformes, Anguillidae.
GUAAUAACAGAAGAACACUAGAGGGUGUAUGGAAACCGCGACUGGUCUGUGUCAGAGUACUUCUUGCACUGUCAAACUGCAUGCAUUUUAACUACUGGCUCUGCCGAAUGUAAACGUUUUGCGACAGCUGGACAUUGCCAGCGUUUACAAUACUAGGGCAAUCCAAGUGUUUCGCCAUCUCGCUAUAGUCUACGUGUUUCGUUCAGUCAAAACGAUAGCUAGCUUGCUAAUGGUUUACUGACCAUCAACUUUUAUUUGUAUCGCAAGGAUGGAUAGCAGUGCCUAAUUGACGUUGCUAAUAAUCACGUGUGCGUUAUUAUAUAGCCUGAAAUUAUAUCUAGGGAUAGUACAUUACAAUUGUCUUUGAAUAGCCUAGUUGGCAAGUUCAUGUGUGUGAUGGCCAACUAGUUAGCUGUAUUAGUCUAUAUGUUUGCAGCCGGGUAGAUUCAAGAGGACACGAAGUUCUUGUUCGCAUGGAUAUGAUUUUGAACUGGCGACAGGGGGCGGCAGACCUGUUGCUAAGAUACAGACUGUGGGAGCAGAGUGGGAGGCAGCCAGGAUGAUGGAGGAAAGGGAUGCAGGAGGGUUGCUUUUGCCGUGGUGCCCGGUUAACAUAUUUUUAUAAGUAUGUGACCCUUUCAACAAAAAAUAAACGGCAACCGUUACUUUGUAAGAGUCGAUAUUGUGGGCGUCAGUCGCUAAUUUAUUAUAAUAAAUGGUUUUGGAGCUGGUAGCGCCCGCGAGUGCAGGCCCCUUGCUGCAGCGCUCCAUCCCGUAUAUCGAGCGUGUUUUCCGGGUAAGGGUCAGCCAUGGCUCCGGUGAGUCAAACUGCGGCAGUGCCAAUGUUGGUGACAGCCGCUGCAGCAUAAGAGUGAACAUCGAGGAGGGUGAAGGAGGUGACUGCACAAAGGCAAAAGAUUAUAUUGUGUCUCUUAUUUCGCCAGCGCACAGAAGGAAGGAGCGGCUAACGUUGGCCCAGCACAAGCAGCUGCUGGCGCUGAAGUCGGCCAUCGAAUAUGACUCGCAGGCCGUGGUGGAGGUGAGGGAGUGCACGGUGGAGAUCUCCGGCGGCGAGCGAAACGUGAUGACAGCCUGGUCCAUGCUGGAGAAGCUGAAAAUGGACAAGGGCUCCUCCAGAGAAGACGCCGGCGCGCUGCGAGAGGCCCCGGACGCCAGCGGCGAGUCGGAAGAGGGCAGCAGCUCCGAGUCGGAGGCGGAGCGGGCCGGCGGGAACGGGCGCGAGCCGCUCGUCUCCGCCAAGCCCCACCGGCAGCUGUGCCGCUCGCCCUGCCUGGACCGGCCCAGCUUCUCCCAGAGCAGCACCCUGCAGGAGCCGCGGGCCGACGACGGCAGGGCCGCCGCUGCCGCCGCCGCCUGCAAGGCCGGCGGGGGCCGCGAGUACCAGGCCAAGAUGGACUUCGCUCUCAAGCUGGGCUACCCUGGAGAGCAGAUCGGGGCCGUUCUGAACAAGCUGGGAGCCAACGCCCUGAUCAACGACAUCCUGGCUGAGCUGGUAAGACUCGGCAACAAAGGCGAGGGGGAGCCUCAGAGCGGCAGCGGCCCAGCCGCCAAUACGCUGGUACCGCGAGGCCCUUGCAGCAAGGAAAUCGCCAGCCCCGAAGUGUCCCUGGAAGAGGAGGCGGUGGAAAAUUACGACAAUCUGAGACCCAUCGUCAUAGACGGCUCAAACGUGGCGAUGAGCCAUGGAAACAAAGAGGUAUUUUCUUGCCGUGGUAUCCAGCUGGCAGUGGAUUGGUUCCUGGAGAAAGGACACAAAGACAUCACAGUGUUUGUUCCAGCCUGGAGGAAAGAGCAGUCCAGGCCUGAUGCCCCCAUUACAGAUCAGGAAAUCUUGAGAAAGCUGGAGAAGGAGAAGAUUCUGGUUUUCACGCCUUCUCGGCGGGUCCAAGGAAGGAGGGUGGUGUGCUAUGACGACCGCUUCAUCGUCAAGCUGGCCUGUGACUCGGAUGGCAUCAUAGUCUCCAAUGACAACUACAGAGACCUCCAGAACGAGAAACCCGAGUGGAAGAGAUUUAUUGAGGAGCGUCUCCUAAUGUACUCCUUUGUGAAUGACAAGUUCAUGCCACCAGACGACCCUUUGGGGAGACAUGGCCCGAGUUUGGAGAAUUUUCUUAGAAAGCACCCAGUUGUUCCAGAGCACAAAAAGCAGCCAUGUCCAUAUGGAAAAAAAUGCACUUAUGGACACAAAUGCAAGUACUACCACCCCGAGCGAGCCAAUCAGCUGCAGAGGUCGGUGGCGGAUGAGCUGCGGGCCUUCGCCAAGCUCUCGGCGGUGAAAACGAUGAGCGAGGGCGCUCUCGUCAAGUGCGGCACGGGGCCCGCCGCCUCGAGGGGGGAGGGCGGCUCGGAAGCCAAGCGCGUGGCGCCCAAGCGCCAGUCGGACCCCAGCAUCCGCUCGGUGGCCUGCGAGCCGGAGGAGAGGCUGUCGGUCGCCCGCAAGCCCGAGGCCAGCUCCGUGCCCUCCCUGGUGUCGGCCCUCAGCGUGCCCACCAUGCAGCCCGCCAAGAGCCACGCCGCCGGCGCCCUGAACACCCGCUCGGCCAGCAGCCCCGUGCCCGGCUCCUUGCAGUUUGCCCGCAGCUCCCUGGAGAGCAUGUCCAGCGUCCAGUACCCGCCCAUCCUGGUCACCAACAGCCACGGCACCUCGGUCAGCUACGGCGAGCAGUUCCCCAAGUACGACUCGGCGGGCGACCACGGCUACUACUCCAUGCUGAGCGACUUCUCCAACAUGAGCCUGAGCGGCACGCACAACGCCGACAGCUUCUACAGCGUGGAGCACGAGCACGCCGUCUACCAGAGGAACCCCUGCCCCUGCGCCGACCCCUGCCUCAGCCACUCCAACAGCGACUCCUUCUCCUCCUACGGCGACCUGUACCUCAGCUCCGUGGACAGCAGCAUGGAGGAGGCCGCGAAGGGGCAGCAGCCCGCCCCUCAGGGCAGGCUGCAGGCCUUCAGCCACGGCUUCCACCACGAGGCCUUGACCAGGGUCCAGAGCUACGGCCCCGAGGAGCCCAAGCAGGCCCCCCGCAAGCAGUCCAUCUCCCACCUGGCCCCCCACAUCCAGCACCAGGCGGUGGGAGCCAGAUCCAGCUGCCCAGGGGACUACCCCCUACCUCAGAACAUCCACCCGGGCUCCGUCUCUCAGCCCGGCCGCUCCCUGGGCAUGACGCGCAUGGACAGCAUCUCGGACUCCCGGCUGUACGAGAGCAACCCCAUGAGGCAGAGGAGGCCGCCCCUGUGCAGGGAGCAGCACGCCAGCUGGGACCCGCUGCCCUGCGGGACCGAGUCCUACGGCUACCACUCGUACCCCCUGAGCAACAGCCUGAUGCAGCCGUGCUGCGAGCGGGUGAUGGUGCGGAGCAUGCCGGAGAAGAUGGAGCAGAUCUGGCGGUCCCCCUGGGAAGUCCUGCCCAACGAGCACCAGGAGCGCCACGUCAUCCCGGAGCACCAGUACCAGACUUACCGAAACCUCUGCAACAUUUUCCCCGCCUACGUGGUGCACUCGGUCAUGGAGAAGAACCCGCACAUGACGGAUCCUCAGCAGCUCGCUGCCGUUAUCGUCGCCAAGCUGAGGUCCUGCCGCUAAGUGUUCACUUUCUGAAGGCAAACAUCAGCAUAAUGAUAUAUUUUAUGGACAGGAACCACUGUUUUGGGAAGAAAAGAUUAUGGACAAAGUAGAACAUAUUAUGUAUAUAUUUGUAUCCACAUGAGCAAUGCUGUAUACAUUUUGUGACUGAUUUUAGAAACAAUCAGAGGGAAACCUUGAGGAGCAUACCUCAGUGCAUGGAAUAUCAACAUUUAUGGCCUUAGAUAUAAAUGACCUCUCUGUGGCAAUGUUGACCACUAUCCGUUUUAAUGUCGUUGAAGAUUUAAGAGGUCACCUUUUUUAAAUAUUAAGCACUAUCCGUGUAUGUAUGUGUGUAUAUAUAUAUAUAUAUAUAUAUAUAUAUAUAUAUAUAUAUAUAUAUAUAUAUAUAUAUAUAUAUAUAUAUAUAUACACAUACAUACAUUUUUUCUCAACAAUUUUCCUUACAUUACUGCCUUUUUUGGUAGAAUUUAGCAAAAUGCACACGAUCUAAGCCAAACAAACAGCAGAAUACACAAACACACGCACACGCACACACACACACACACACACACAGCCAUGAUUAAUCAGUAUUUUGAGAGUUCUUUCAAAGCUGCUGAAAUAAUGCCAAAAAAAUCAACUGUGUCAAAUAGACACAGAAAUUUUAUUAUUAUUUUUGAUGCUGAUAAUGGCUGGAGGCUAGACGUUGCAUCAAUGUUGAGACAUUUCCUUUGGUGUAUAUCUGACCGCACUGUGUUUAAUUAUCUUAACAGUGUGUUUGUCUGUGUACAGUUUUGGAGAAUCCUUGUGAAAGUGUGCGUUGCUUUUCUCAAGUCUCUCGUGGACCAUAAUUUGGUACAUGAGGAAAAGCCUUCACACAAUGGCACUUUGAAUGAUUUCGAAUCUUAAUGAGUUGAUAGUGUGUAGUUAUUUGGGUGUGGUGAUGUACUCAGCAGAAUGCCACAGAAGGCAUUUAUUUCCUUAUUGAUGCUGCAGGACAAGCACCACCCUUUGUACAUUAACAUAUUUAAAUCUCUGAAUGUUAACUGCCCGAAGGCUCUCGGGCCAAGACUUGUUCACUUCAAGUUUUUUUAUUCAUGAAAGUGGAGAAGGCCUUUUAUGGCCUUUUGUGUCUUCAUGAGAAGGUGUGACACACUGCCUAACUGUUUCUUCAUGGGAAACACUCAGAAUGUGAGGCUGCCGUCAGGGUUGUUUCUGGCAUUUGGCUAAUGGUUUGCAUGCUGCCAUUUCCCUCUUUGGUUUCGUACCACUUUCUCCGGCCCAGAAAAGCAUGGGUAAAUCAGUUACGCAUGUAACAAGAUGGUAGAUUGUGAUAUGAAUAAGUAACAAUUGUGGGACACCCCUCAAAUAUGGCACCCAUAGAACAUUCCAUCAAAGCUGCUGUUGAAGCCAGUUAGCAGUGGUGAAGUGGCUAAUCACAACCAUUUUGGAAUUUCACCAGAGAUGCUGUAGAGCAGGGAUGUAAAACUCAAGUCUCAAUGUUGUUGGUGAAUGGUAUUAGCAGAGUCAGGAAAUAAUUUCUCAUUUGUAUUGUUCAUGAUUUUUCCUAAGUCUAGAUGAAAAUAUACAAGUAGUUACCAAGACUGCUCAUGUUUUGGACUUGAUUAAGCCCCUAUACUAUUGAAACUAAAGCUUCCAACAGUGACUGGAACUUGCCACAUCAAAAACCAGCAGUGUAAUCUCCAUGUCGAUAAAUGAAAAAAAAACAAAAAAAAACUCUUUGUAUCACAGUCUAUCCAAUUGUUUCCUUGUGUCAUUGAUUUACUGUGAAAUUCUUUCAAACCCCUUGGGGUUUUUAUGGAACAACCAGUAUCUUCAACAGUGACCGCAACCCCUUCAGGAUGGUUCUUGUUAUUUUGAAAAUCACUUACAUUUCUUCUGUGUAGUACAUAAACUUUCUAUAUGUUCAUUUGGUUUAGGAUGAUUACAUGAUGUAAACUGCAUGCUUUAUAUAAUCUGCCUUUCUGGAAUCAAACUGGGAAGUAUUCUGGUUUGUCUCCUGUCCAAGCAUUAACAUUUUCGAUUUUGUUUCAAUGCAGCAAACAGCAAAGCCUCAAAUGUCUAGAAAUGACCUUUGUUUGUUGAUACAAAUUGUAUCUAUUUCUUGAUUGUAAAAAAAAAGAGAAAACAUGUACAGAAUCAAAAAUAGAAUAAUUUUAUUUAAAAGAAAAAUGCCAUAAUGUUUGUGACACUGUGUGUCACUGGGAGUAGCCCAUGGGUAUGUACCAUUUCUAACUGGGCACAGUAGUUUAUAGACAUGGACUCUUUGUUGUGCUACACGAAAAGUGCACAGAUCUCUUGUGCAUAGUUGUAAGCAUUAUUGUGUCCUGUGUAUUUAAUGAAAGUUACAACUGAAAGGAAGCUGUACAGUGACAGUGCUUUUAAAGUGUGUUGCUAUGCUAGACGCAUCUCCUUUUGAUGCCGGUGCGGUAGGCCAAGCUGUACUGGCCAAGCUGGUCAUAUUCUGGCUAUAUUGCUACCCUAGUGCCCCCCCCCCCCCCCCCCAACCCCUUACACAUACACACACACACACACACACACACACACAUUUUCAGUGGUGUCUCUCGUCCACUGCCGGUUAUUCUAAAGGCAGUUGAUUGGGCAUCCAGUCAUAUUGGGCUUGGGUUACCGCACCGUGCUGGAGAACAAAAUUAUAUUUAUUGAAAGUGUUUCACUUGCGAUCUGCCACUUUCCUCUGGCAUAUAUUCUCGCCUUAAGUGUAAUUUAUUUGAAAGCUUUCUGGAUCGACUUCUUUCCAGUUGACAUUUUAGAUUGGAAUGGGUGUAUGAACUGUAGCCGAAGGUCUUGGUCAGUUGUACAACUGACUGGAAGGACCCACAUUUUCAGCACGUUUUUCCAAUAUGAUUGAAAUGCUCUCUUGAAUUGUUAUAAACUUUUAUGUAAACACGGUUGUUUAUCUACUAAGGGCAUAUCCUUAAAGAUAUUGUAUUUUUGGAUCCUUUAACCGAGUGAAGCUGGCAGACUGAUCAAUUAUCUGGUAGUAAAUGCACAUACAUUUUUUUAUCUGCAGUUUGACCCAUCAGUGUAAUUAAUAUACCGGCUCACUCCCAACAGGAAAAAGAAAAAAAAAACAAAAAAAAAAACUAUUUUCUUCAAGUUUGUGUACUUUUGUACAUUCAGUAUAGCGGUUCUCAGGUAAUACAAGAUGUGACAAAUGAAGCUUCACUGACUUUGUUCUUGACAUUUCCUGAUUUCAAUGAAAAUUGCUCUUUCAAAGUCAGAUUUGUGAAUCUGUGCAGAUCUCUUGCGUCAGAAGAUGUGUUGAAUCGUCUUGUGUUGUGGUUAUACUAUGUUAAGGGUUUUAGGAGUGAGUUGACUAUUUUAGUCUUGUGUUGUUAUGAUUCGCAGUAGUUUGUUUUAUUCUUUGUUGAAUGAAACACAUUGCUUUUUAAAUUAUUUUAAAUGACAAAAACCAAGCAUAUUAAUGACCAAAAAAAAAAAACUAAAAAAAAAACUAAAAAAAAAAAAAAAAAAAAAACCUCAACUCUUUGGGUCUGUUGACUCAAACAAAAUGUAAGUCUCAAUGACAAAGUGUGUCUUUCUUGAAAUAAAGCCAAAAUGUGAUGUUUGUACAGCAA